This is a messenger RNA of Melitaea cinxia (Glanville fritillary), 997 nucleotides long. Its product is annotated as anaphase-promoting complex subunit 15-like. The transcript has 3 exons. NCBI's taxonomy places the organism in Eukaryota, Metazoa, Arthropoda, Insecta, Lepidoptera, Nymphalidae. Bases 188 to 580 code for a protein of 130 amino acids. The record is from RefSeq and is a predicted model, not a curated record. Gene Ontology annotation, cellular component: anaphase-promoting complex. Gene Ontology annotation, biological process: regulation of mitotic cell cycle spindle assembly checkpoint.
CAGUGACAGUCAAACCGAGUCUUGACAUUUAUUGCAUUGAUUCAAAAAUAUAUACCAAUAUAUACCUACCCGCUACGAUCGUUACUUAUAUUCUCUUCGGCUACGAUAACUAUAGUUACAACUUAAGGAGCGUUAAUAACUUGUAUCUACGUUGUGUUAUUACUACUUUUAACACUAAGUUUUAACAAUGAAUAUUCCGUUCCCAAUAUUGUACCCACGUUUAGUGGAUCCCUCUUGGUUUAGCGCCGAUAGUCCUUGUGACGAGGAUGCAGAAUUAACUAACAUGGAACAAGCUCAUCAACAAUGGCUUAAUUCUAUUGGGCAACAAUAUAUGAAACGUCAACCUUUAGGUAAGGUAGAUUCUGAACCCAUGGAAGAUGAGGCUGAUUCAGAUGAAGAAGAAGGUAAUGAAGAAUCUGAUGAAUCUGAGGAGUCUCAUGAUGAGGAUGAGGACGAGGAGCUACGUUCAUAUUCACCUCCGAGGAAUAAUAAUGAAUUGGAACCUGAUGCUCUAGAUGAUCCCAACGAAACUGUAGAUCCAAACACUCCAGACCAAAGUGCUCUCUGGCCAAUACAGUAAUACCCAGUCAUUUUUGACACCUAGGGUAUGCUUCAAUCUUGAGCCCCUUCAUAUAAUGUUAUAAUUAAUACUUAAUUUCAAUAACUGAUACACUAAAUAGGAAAUCUAUAAAACAUGUUAAUUUUGUAUUUGAAAUCUAAUUGGUUUGUGUGGACAAAAAACAACCUACCUACAUAACAAUAAGUGUGUAAAAAUUAAAUUUAUAUUAACCAUAUACUUAAUCUUCUUUCUUUCAAUACAAGCAAGCUCUAAAUUGAAUACAGUUAAAUCAAGGAUAAUUCCAUGUUCUAGUCAUUAUUGAACAUAGAAAUAUAUUCGUAAAAUGGUUCAAGCAGUAUCACCCUAUGCAGUGUAUGAUUAUGUAUUUGGAUAAAUAAUGUAUAUUUUUAUUUUAUUAAAUUAGCAGAUAUUUUGCAA